Molecule: messenger RNA, 747 nt
Organism: Prorocentrum cordatum
Lineage: Eukaryota; Dinophyceae; Prorocentrales; Prorocentraceae
Source: the annotation of a GenBank genome assembly
AUGCACGCCUUGGCGCCGCGGCAUUGGAACAUCACCGUGCCUUUCUCGUCGCACAGCUUGCCCAUCUCGAAGAUGGUAGAGGCUGUUCUAUUCGCAAUUGCCACGGUCCUGAUAUAUUGUUUCUUUUCUUUCAUGGGAAGGUGCAACCAUGAUUUCAAGGCAAACGCCCUGGUUGCUGGAUCAUGGGUGCAAUUUGGCUGCGUGGAUGGUGCUUUCAAUCCGGCAGCAUCUUUGUUACUUACCACGUCUGAGGGAGCCGUGCGGAGAUUGUUCUCGCAGACACACACUGGCCUCACACCCCUGGCUGAUGGGGGUCGGCGUGUCCCGUACACCGCGAUGAACAUCGCCCUGACUGGUGUACCUGUGCCUUCUGGGAACUUUACUGGGACUUUACUGAUUGGUGCUUUUAUUGGGCGCCUCAUGGGUUCUCUCGUGAACAUGUAUUUGGUCCCAGCGCUCCCAGAAAUGAACACUUUCUUGGGGGACAACGAUAACUUCAAGGUGGAGUUCGCUGUUCCAGGCGUUUAUGCUAUGAUCGGCGCGGCUGCCAUGCUGUCUGGCUUCAAGCAGAUCUCGAUGGGCGUCGUCGUUUUUAUUGUCGAGGCGCUGGUCUACCUUCAAUCGAUCCUUUUCUUUGGGACUAUGCCACAACUGUUAGGGCAGAAAGGGACAUUACGUCAAUUGAUCAAGAUAGGUUGUGUUCCGUCUGCAGCGCCGUAUGUUUUGGCACCAGCCCAUGCAAUGUAG